Rhincodon typus (whale shark) is the source of this 3164-nucleotide messenger RNA. RefSeq names its product guanine nucleotide-binding protein G(s) subunit alpha-like. Gene Ontology annotation, biological process: adenylate cyclase-modulating G protein-coupled receptor signaling pathway. The transcript has 12 exons. The record is from RefSeq and is a predicted model, not a curated record. Gene Ontology annotation, molecular function: GTP binding; G-protein beta/gamma-subunit complex binding; GTPase activity. NCBI's taxonomy places the organism in Eukaryota, Metazoa, Chordata, Chondrichthyes, Orectolobiformes, Rhincodontidae. Bases 211 to 1629 code for a protein of 472 amino acids. Gene Ontology annotation, cellular component: heterotrimeric G-protein complex.
AUUGGGGAUUUUAAAUUAUUCUGUCGCUUCCUUAUAUUUUGUGUUUUGUUAAAAAAAAAUUUGGGAGGAGGUUGUGGGAGUGGGAGAGAAAGGACAGUAAUCGCCAGCUGCAUUUUGGUGGGUGGGAUUGGGAAGCGUGAGGAUGAAGCGCUGAUCAAAGCGGUUUGUUCAAGGCCCUGUGUGGGGGUAUUUGCCUGUGUCUGUGGAAACAUGGGGAUGUGCUACAGCCUGCGACCGCGGCUGUUCAGCGACCCCAUCGCGUCAGUGUCCACCAGCAGCCCGGACUCGGAGCCUCCGGCGGCGGCGGCGGCCCCAGCCCCAGCCCAGCAGCGGGGGGACACGGCGGAGCGGCGGCGGAGCUCCGAGUGGCUACGCGAUGGUCACCAGCCCCAGCCUCAGCGCAGGGACACGGACAGGCUCCGCGACUGGCAGCCGCAACAGAACGGCGGAGAGCGGCAACACGGCUCUAAGAAAGCAGCCUCCGAGAAACAGAACAAGAACUGGGACAGGCUGCGGGCGGAGGAGAAGGAGGCGGAGAGGGAGGCGAAGAAAGUCAGUAAAUACAUCGACAAAAUCCUGAAGGAACAGAAACGCGAGUACAAGCAAACGCACCGCCUGCUUCUGCUGGGGGCCGGUGAAUCCGGGAAAAGUACAAUUGUCAAGCAAAUGCGGAUCUUGCACGUCAAUGGAUUCAAUGCCGAAGAGAAGAAGCUGAAAGUACAAGAUAUUAGGAAAAAUAUUAAAGAUGCUAUAGUGACAAUAGUCUCAGCAAUGAGCACUUUAAUACCCCCAGUCCAAUUAGCCAACCCAGAACAUCAGUUUCGGUUGGACUACAUCAAAAGUUUAGCUCAUCUUUCAGACUUUGAGUACACACAGGAAUUCUUCGAUCAUGCGAAAGCACUGUGGGAUGAUGAAGGUAUAAAGGCUUGUUUUGAAAGGUCAAAUGAGUACCAGCUCAUUGACUGCGCACAGUACUUUUUAGACAGAAUUGACCAAGUCCGACAAAAUGAUUACUCCCCAUCAGACCAGGAUUUGCUCCGAUGCAGAGUUUUGACAUCAGGGAUUUUUGAAACAAGAUUUCAAGUUGAUAAAGUAAAUUUUCACAUGUUUGAUGUGGGCGGACAGAGAGAUGAACGUAGAAAGUGGAUACAGUGUUUCAAUGACGUCACAGCCAUUAUUUUUGUGGUGGCCAGUAGUAGCUACAACAUGGUGAUAAGGGAAGACAACAACACCAAUCGACUCCGUGAAGCUCUUGAUCUUUUCAAAAGCAUUUGGAAUAACAGGUGGCUGCGAACCAUUUCUGUCAUCCUCUUCUUAAACAAACAAGACCUUCUGGCUGAGAAAGUGUUGGCAGGAAAAUCCAAAAUUGAAGACUAUUUUCCAGAAUAUACACGCUACACAACACCAGAUGACGCAACACCAGAACCUGGAGAAGAUGCAAGAGUUACAAGAGCAAAAUACUUUGUACGGGAUGAAUUUCUUAGGAUCAGCACAGCAAGUGGAGAUGGACGACACUACUGUUACCCUCACUUCACCUGUGCAGUGGAUACAGAAAACAUCCGCAGGGUAUUCAAUGACUGUCGAGACAUUAUUCAGAGAAUGCAUCUUCGCCAGUACGAACUAUUGUGAUGGAGAAACAACCCAAGUUCUUGAUUUUUGGACUCCCUGAUUCCUUUUUCUUAAUGUGCCCACACAGGGUGGGAGAAAUAUGAGUGAAGUGGAUCUACUUUGCUCUCAAAAUUCUCUCUUUCUUUACGCAUCCUUUCUUGUAUUCCCUUCUUCAUGCAUCCCAUUGUAUUUUUUUUAAAAAACUCUGCUCCUGCUCCCUCUCUGUGGUUCCACUGAGCCCUCUGGCUACCUCUGUGUCUGACAGAUGCCUGAGUAUACCUCAGCCUGUCUCCCUCCAGGCUUGUAGCUCUAUUGUCUAGUUGUCUCUGCCCUUGGGCAGCACAAGAUGGCACUACCCUCAGACCUCUCCCCGUCUGGGUUUCUUUUCGACACAACACUUGAGAGUACUUGAUGGGGUAAAAUACAUUAGGAUGAAAAUGCACUUUUUGCAUCGGGUCAUUUAAAAAAAAACUGUUGAGGAAGUUCACGUAAUGUAGCAGCACCACAAUAUUUAAUAGUUUCACGGUUUUCAGCAUUAAGAAACACAGGGUGGCUGAAAGAAAAGGACCUCCUCUUAAGCCAGCAAUGGCAAAGAUUUUUUUAAAAAACAAAACGAGGCAGGAUGUCCAAGUCCUACAAGUAGGAGCAAUGUUUUGAGGUCUUGGGGCUAUCGAGUCUCAUCACAUCUUAGACCUUGAACAGAAACUGCUUCAGUUUAUGAGGCUGGAAACAGCCCCAUGCGCGCGCACACACACACACACACACACACACACAAAUGUUUGUUCAAGCUGUCAAUUACAAUCCCUUAGCUUAGAUCAUGAAUGGACAAAUAGUCCGACAUUUGUUUCUUUUUUUUUGUUUGUUUUACUGCUGAUUAUUAUCUUGUACAGACUGUAAAAUGUAUUAUUUUGUACAACUUUAUUGAAGAAAAAUACUUGUAGACGAUCUUUGUGCCUUGAUUAUGGCUGUACCUGUAAAAUGAGCUAAGAUGUAAGUAUGUUUGAUUGCGCUGUACAGCUUCAUGUCCAAAACCUAUCUACAGCAGUGGCUGAAGAUAGGGAGUUUAUCUGUAGAGAUUAGUUUUUUUCUGGUUUAUAAAGAAGGAAAAUGCUCUUUAGUAAAAAAAACUGUAUAAAUUAUGCAAAUUAACCACUUACCUUUACAAGGAGAGGUCAGAGGUGACGAGAUGUUGCAACAUCACACCUUGCUUUGGAUUCUCAGCUUUAACACAUUGGAAUCCAUUCAAGUGUCCAAAAUGCAACGUGGAAUUAUUUCUAUGGGAACCAAGGUUUUUUUGCUAGAAAUAUACAUGUUUGGUAAUUCUUCGGUCAUUCAUAGACCUUCACAAAUGCAUAGGCAUUGUGAAUGUGUGAGCACCAUUAGAUAGGGUCUUAAAUCCUUGUACCAACAGCAGCUUUUAUUGUGCAAGUAAAUAGUACGAAAACAGAAAAAAAACAACUAAGGUGUAAACCUUUGUGUCUGGCCUAAAAGAAUUACAUAAUGACAUUUUUAUUUCUCUUUUAAUAAAGAGAUAUGUUAGAAAAGUUUAUUUUAAA